Malania oleifera is the source of this 2904-nucleotide messenger RNA. RefSeq names its product putative disease resistance protein RGA3. The transcript is spliced from 2 exons. Gene Ontology annotation, molecular function: ADP binding. Gene Ontology annotation, biological process: defense response to other organism. The coding region runs from base 153 to 2711 and encodes 852 amino acids. Lineage: Eukaryota; Viridiplantae; Streptophyta; Magnoliopsida; Santalales; Ximeniaceae. The record is from RefSeq and is a predicted model, not a curated record.
AGCCAUUUAUUCUUUAUUCUUUUGUUGGAGGCUGCGUUCUCUGAUCCUUCCAGUAGUUGACUCAAAGACCCAAUGCUCCUUACCUCUUCACACUAAGCACCAUAGAAACCACCCGCUUAGUUUUCUUUUCCAUCUCCCCAACGGCAACAGACAUGGCAGAAUCGUUUGUCUCAAAUAUUGCUGAGAAGGUCUGGAGUAUGUUGAGCUCAAUUGCUGUGGAGGAAGUUUCCUUGGCACUAAAUGCAAAAUCUGAACUGAAAAAGCUUGAAAACACUGUCUCCGCCAUCAAGGCGCUGCUCUUAGAUGCAGAGGAGCAGCAGGAAAGAAAUAAGCACCUGAGAGAGUGGCUGAGGAAACUUAAAGAUGCUUGUUAUGAUGCUGACAAUGUGCUGGAUGAGUUUGAGAUCGAAUCACUUCGGCGAAGAGUCGUGAACCGUGGGAGCAUAGAAAGAAAGGUUUGCAACUUUUUCUCAACAUCGAAUCCACUUGCGUUUGCCCAUAAAAUGGGUACUAAGAUUAAGGAUAUUAGACUGAGGUUAGAUGAGAUUGCAGCCGACAAGGCCAAGUUUAAUCUAAUAGAGCGACCUCUGGAUAUGCGUCCCGUUCAUAGAAAGAGGGAGUUGACUCACUCUUUCGAGCGUCCUUCAAAUAUUAUUGGAAGAAAUGGGGAUAAGGAAAAUAUUAUGCAACUGUUGAUGUCUUCAAGGGAUCAUGAGAAUGUUUCUAUCAUUCCCAUUGUGGGGAUUGGAGGCGUCGGGAAGACCAGUCUUGCUAAAUUGGUGUACAAUGAUGAAAGGGUGGCGAGGAGCUUUCAGUUGAGGAUGUGGGUGUGUGUCUCAGAGGACUUUGAUUUGAAAGUAGUAAUAGAAAAGAUUAUUAAAUCAGCAACUAUAGCAAACUGUGCUGACUUGGACAUGGAUCAGUUGCAAGCUCGCCUUCGGGAAAUUUUGGAUGAUAGGAAAUACUUGCUUAUCUUAGAUGAUGUUUGGAAUGAAAGUUAUGCAAAGUGGCUUGAGGUGAAAAAUCUGUUAAUGGAUGGUGCUAAGGGGAGUAGAAUCAUUGUAACAACACGCAGUCAUUCAGUUGCAUCGAUUAUGGGCACGGUUCCCUCGUACCAUUUAGGUAUUCUUCCCCACGAGGAUUGUGUGUCUUUGUUUGUGAAAUGGGCAUUUGGUGGAAAACAACCAAAGCAAUACCCGAAUCUCCUGGAAAUUGGGAAUGAGAUCGUAAAGAAGUGCAGAGGUGUUCCUCUAGCGCUGAAGACCUUAGGGAGUCUACUGUAUACCAAGCUUGAUGAACGCGAUUGGCUGUUUGUUAGAGACAAUGAAAUCUGGAAAAUAGAACAGAAGGAAGAUGACAUCUUACCUGUACUAAAAUUGAGCUACGAUCAGUUGCCGUCUUACUUGAAACAAUGCUUUGCAUACUGUGCAAUUUUGCCGAAGGAUUGUCUUAUUAACAGUGAUUUAUUGAUCCAAUUAUGGAUGGCACAAGGGCUCAUUUACUCACCCGACCGUGACCAUGAGUUGGAAGAUACUGGAUUUCGCUACUUCAAAGAAUUAUUGUCGAGAUCUUUCUUUCAAGAUGUUGAAGACUAUGGCCAUACAUUCACAUGUAAAAUGCAUGACCUUGUCCAUGAUCUUGCAGUAACAGUAGCACUAGCUGAUCAGUGCUGUACAGUAAAUUCUAAGACUCAAUCUAUAUCAAAAGAGGUUAGACAUGUGUCCUUUUCUAAUUAUGAUUGGUGCAAAAAGGGGGUUCCAAGUUCUUUGUUUGAAUUAAAAAAUUUACGAACUAUUUACUUUCAAUUUUACAACAAGGGACCAAAUAAAUCCUUCAUCCACAUGUGCAUCUCAAGAUUCAAGUGCCUACGGGUGCUAGACAUAACUGAUUCACAUUACGAAGGGCUACCAACUACAAUUGGUGAUCUUAAGCAUUUGAGGUAUCUUGACGUAUCUGGGAACUGUCUCAUUAGAACACUCCCUAAUUCUGUUUGCAAACUCCAGAGUUUACAGACUUUGCUACUUUUUCGCUGUGAGGAGCUUGAAGAAUUGCCUCAAGAUAUAGGGAAGCUGAUAAGCAUGAGAUUUUUGACAAUAACGACAAAACAGACAUGCUUUUCAGAGAAAGGAUUAGGAAGCUUGAACUCGCUUCGAGCCUUGAAUCUGUCAAAAUGUCCCAACCUAGUAUCUUUGUGUGAAGGAAUGCGGCAUCUCACUGCCCUUCGAACAUUGACCAUUACCGACUGCAAAAACCUCACUUCAUUGGAUGUGAAAUACUUGACUUUACUUGAGAAACUAGUCAUCUAUUAUUGCCCAAAGCUUAAUUUGUUGUCGGAGGAGGAAGAUGGCAUUCCAGGCCCCAGGAGCCUUCAAGUAUUGUUGAUUAGAGAAUUACCAUUGUUUGUGACUUUGCCCCAGUGGCUUCUCCCUCGGGCAUCUACUUCUACUGCUAACACCCUGCAGUACCUGUCUAUUUCUGGCUGUCCCAACCUCACGAGAUUGCCAAAGUGGCUAGGAAAUCUUACAUCUCUUCAAAAACUUGAGAUCUUGCGUUGUCCUAAGCUGCUAUCUCUGCCAGAGACCAUGGAUCACCUUACUGCACUGAGACUACUGCGCAUUAAAUCAUGCCCGACAUUGAGUGGAAGAUGUGAACGUGAUACUGGUGAGGAUUGGCACAAGAUUGCUCAUAUUCCAGAGAUUUAUAUAACUUGAUAGCAAAAAAUCCAAAUCAGAAUGGAAUUUGGUUAGAAGAAGCAAGAAUCCAGGUUCCAAGUGCAACUUCGGUUGGUGUUCUGGUUAGGUCUGUGAGACAGUGAUCCUUAUGGGAAGCUAACCUACGUAGCAUUGUAAAGAUAACAUUCAAAAAAUAAACAUAAAUAAAGAGAUUACUUCUUUUGGAACUCUA